Molecule: messenger RNA, 1176 nt
Organism: Diplodia corticola
Lineage: Eukaryota; Fungi; Ascomycota; Dothideomycetes; Botryosphaeriales; Botryosphaeriaceae
Exons: 2
Coding region: 1-1176 (391 amino acids)
Source: RefSeq, a predicted model, not a curated record
AUGGCAGAAGACUCAGCCACCGCGGCAACACCUUCCGCCUCCGGUUCCACUCCUCCUCCCCAGCCCACGGCCUCUACUACGGCAACGCCUGCUGCUCCUCAAGCCACUUCAAGCCCCAGCGACGCCUCAGCUGCUCCCGCCUCGGCACCUGUUGCUCCUCAGGCAGCACGGGUCCCGGCAACUGCGCCUUCAGAUGGUCCAAAUGACACUGCAGUGCCCCAUGCCCACAACCAUGUAGACGAAGAAUCAGGUGGCAUGCUGGCUCGUUUCCGCAUCCAAGAAGAUUGCUGGGCCUGGAAGUUUGGCCUUCGUCUGAUCACCCUCGUCUGCGCCAUCAUUGGCAUGAGCACCUUGGUUUGGGCAGGUGUGGCAGCAGGAAAAGAAAACAGUUACAUGGCCGGCUCUUGGAUCGGAGCCUUCUCCAUUCCAUUGAUCUGCUCUAUCAUUUUCAACGUCAUCUGCCUCUCCAUCGUCUUCUUCACCAAGCGACCCGUCCACCCUGGUGUGGCCGUUGGUGUCGACCUCGUUCUUUGGCUGGCGCUCAUUCUCACUGGAUUUUUCAGCAUCUGGGCAUACUUCUACAGUGGCACCACCGAUGCCGAGACCUUUGACGACUGGUAUGGCAGCAGCGGUUACGGCAGCAGCAGUUCCUACCGCAGCGCUUACUACUGCGGAUCGGAAGAUUACGUCUAUGACCCGUAUGAGCGGACCUGCACCUACGAGCCGGAGGACUGCCCGGGCUGGUCCAGCUGCGAAACGGAAUCGGCUUACUACCGGGCCAAGUAUCGAGCCCGCGUCGUCCUGGUCGGCGCAAUCUUCACUUUCAUCUGCACGCUUCUGCACUUCAUCACCUUCGUCUGGGCAUGCGCCGACACACACCGGCGGAACAAGUCGAAGGAGUCGCUCACGGUUAAAUACGCGGCCGAGCGGAUCGUGCAGGAGAUGGUCCAGAGCGGUCAGCUUGUCAGACCCGCGCCGGCCAUGAUGGCAGGCGGUCAUCCCCCUCACGGUGCAGCGCCGAUGAGGGGUUAUCAUCCUCAGGGUCAGCCAAUGAUGACGGGGGCCAACAACGCCCAGGGCCAGGGCAUGGAUCGUCCUCUUCCACCUCUCCAGGAAUUCUACUCUCCAGCACCUCGCGCGCCUCCAGCGAGCGGGAAGGCUCCGGCGCAGGAUUGA